Molecule: messenger RNA, 1458 nt
Organism: Anopheles maculipalpis
Lineage: Eukaryota; Metazoa; Arthropoda; Insecta; Diptera; Culicidae
Product: protein eva-1-like
Exons: 8
Coding region: 1-1458 (485 amino acids)
Molecular function (GO): carbohydrate binding
Source: RefSeq, a predicted model, not a curated record
AUGGCCACAUUUGGCCACAUACCAUCGGCCCGUCGGCGUACGGACGGGAGCUACUCGCUGCUCCAAACAGUCGUGGAAGCGUGCCAAAAGAAGCGCCACUGCAAGUUUCUCGCAUCGCCGAAAACCUUCGGCGGCGAUCCGUGCCCGGGCCAGCGGAAGUUCGUCGAGGUGGCCUACAAGUGCCGACCGUACGAGUUCCGGAGCAAAAUCGCUUGCGAAAACGAUGUAAUUCAAUUAAUUUGCAACCCAUACUCCCGGAUAGCAAUCUACAGUGCGAACUACGGUCGAACCGAGUACGAAAGUCUUCAGUGCGCGCAACCGCAGGGCGUAAAGGAAGAAAUGCCUAGGAAGGUGCUGAAGGACCGCUUCGAGGCUGCUCCCGAACCAGACGAACCACUGCAAAGUGACCUCGAACAGGAUCAGGACGAGCUGUACGAUGAGGAUCAGUUUUUCCGCGAAUCGGACGCUGCACCACCUGGUCCAGCGCCGAAACUGCAGGGUGGGCCCACAAAUGGUCGAGUGUCGGAUGUGCCCGUGUACGUUGGCACAUCGAGCAGCACCCCGGCGGUGCCACCGCGCUCCAUCCACGACAUUAUGGACGAUAGUGACUUUUCGUUCGGUGAAAAUCAAGAGAAAUUCUACCUAUACCUUAUCGUGGCCGUGACGGUCGCCAUCCUGCUCUGCGUGUCGAUCGUGAUCGGUCGGUUGGUGGUGCAGCGACGGCGAACGGCCAAGGACGGUGACGAUAAAUUCCAAACUUCCAACACCGGCGAAACAACGCUGCCGAACGGCUUCACCGACGAUAUAUCGGAAAUCGAUGCGGAUAUCGAUCUGCAGACGCCGCUCCCGGUGCCGAGCGUUUCGCGUAGCGAUAGCUACGGCCCGUACACACCGUCCCCGGGACCGUACGGCAAUCUGGGGCCGUCGAACAUUUCGCACACCUCCACCACGAUGCUGGUGCCGCCGUGUUCGAUGGGUGCCAUCAUGAGCACGUCCCAGCCGCCCGGGUAUCUGAGCGGUCCGAUCAACAUCAUGCCAUCGCAGUUGGGUUCGAGCAUAGUUUUCGUUCGCAAAACUAAACCCAAAUCCUCUUCGACAGGUGCGAUAAGAACGCCGCUAGCAGCCAUGACAACGCUACCGAGGCCACACCAAGGCACGCAACAGCUUCCGCCCGGUUUUCUAGGCGGCUCACCGGCUCUUAUCGCUACGUCCGGUCCGCCCGGUUCCGGUACGGUGCAGAGCCACACCGUCACACAGCAUCAGCAACACCCGUCCCAACUGUCGACCACCUCAUCCUGUACCUCCUCCUCCUCCCAUCCAAGUCAACAGCAACAGCAUCAGCAGCAGCAACAACAACAGCAUCAUCCACAAUCCAUCCUCAAAAACAAGGAACCAACGAUCAGCGAACGGGAGGAUACCAUCGUGAUGUGUCCGCCCAAUCGGACGUACUGUUUCUAG